Molecule: messenger RNA, 1091 nt
Organism: Melopsittacus undulatus (budgerigar)
Lineage: Eukaryota; Metazoa; Chordata; Aves; Psittaciformes; Psittaculidae
Gene: CNPY3
Product: canopy FGF signaling regulator 3
Exons: 6
Coding region: 95-859 (254 amino acids)
Source: RefSeq, a predicted model, not a curated record
GCAGCGCUGUGAUUGGCCGGCGCCGCGCGGUUGCUAUGGUUACCUUGCGGGGUGGGCGCUGUACGGCCGGAAGCGCGGUCCCGGAAGUGGAGCUAUGGCGGUGGCGGCCGCAGUGCUGCUGCUGAUGGCGGCGGCGGCGGGAGGCGACGACUCGGACUGGGUGCGGCUGCCCAGCAAGUGUGAGGUGUGCAAGUACGUGGCAGUGGAACUGAAAUCUGCUUUCGAGGAGACGGGCAAGACCAAGGAGGUGAUUGACACCAAGUAUGGCUUCCUGGACGGGAAGGGCUCUGCCGUCAAGUACACACAAUCGGACAUCCGGUUAAUCGAGGUGACAGAGAACAUCUGCAAGCGGCUCUUGGAUUACAACCUGCACAAGGAGCGGAGCGGCAGCAACAGGUUCGCAAAGGGCAUGUCAGAGACCUUCGAGACCCUGCACAACCUGGUGCACAAGGGCGUCAAGGUGGUGAUGGACAUCCCCUAUGAGCUGUGGAACGAGACCUCCGCUGAGGUGGCUGACCUCAAAAAGCAGUGUGAUGUGCUGGUGGAAGAGUACGAAGACGUGAUCGAGGACUGGUACAGGCACCACCAGGCAGAGGACCUUUCCCAGUUCCUUUGUGCCAACCACGUGUUGAAAGGGAAGGACACAAGCUGCCUGGCAGAGAAGUGGACUGGCAAGAAGGGUGACUUGGCAAGCGUGGGGGAGAGGCAGAGCAAGAAAAAGAGUGGGAAGAAGAAGAAGAAGGGCCGGAAGGAUGAGAGCGAGGGAGCUGAGAGCCUCCCACCCGCAGGGGAGGCCCUGGAGGAGAGCGGGGUGCAGGAGGAGGCUCCCCUGACCCACAGCCCAGCCGACGAGCUGUAGGGAUGCAGCCGCAGCCCGAUGCUGCAGCCCCAGCCGCUGGGGCUGCCUGCUCCAAGGCCUCACCGAAGGAGAAGGGACUCGAGUCACGGCGUGAGCCACCCUGGCCCGGCCGGGUGCGGCCCCGUGAGAAGCCGCGCACCCAGCCCCGCUGCCUCCUGGGCCUCCGGCUGCCCCGGGCCCGGCUGCCCUCCCUGCCGGGACUGUAAAUAAAGACGUUUUUGUGCGCCCCGGA